AUGACAGCUGCCCAGCUCGCCGCCCAAGUACGAGAAGAACAAAGUGCACAACGCGCCAAGAGAGACGAAGAAAUGGAAGGAGAGAAGGAAGAUGCUGCGCGGGCCCUCGAGGACGAGUUUGAAGAGAUGGAAGGACUCGAGGAGAGGGUCAAGAGGUUACGGGAGCAGAGAGAGGCAUUGCGGACGGUGUCUGGACGGCCAGGUGAUGUACCAAACCAAGAGCCGACAGCCCCUCAGAAUGAAGAAGACGAAGAAAGCGAGUCGGAGGAUGAGGACUGGGACGACUGGCGGUUCCGCCCCGCAUAA
Molecule: messenger RNA, 306 nt
Organism: Bipolaris victoriae FI3
Lineage: Eukaryota; Fungi; Ascomycota; Dothideomycetes; Pleosporales; Pleosporaceae
Exons: 1
Coding region: 1-306 (101 amino acids)
Source: RefSeq, a predicted model, not a curated record